UCUCUCUCUCUCAUUGUGGCGAGCAGCAGCAGUAGUUGUUUCAUGGAACUCAGUCAGGCAAAUGACCGAUCUCCUCUCUUCCUCCUCUCUUCUCUUCCUCCUCUCUUCUCCUCCUGCUGUUUUCUCUCUGCGAUCGCUCAGAGGUAGUGGAAAAUCUAUCUACUCCGUUUUGACUCCCUCUCCUCCUCUAUUCUCCUCCUCUCUUCUCCUCCUAUCUCCUCUCUCCUCCUCUCGUCCACGUCUCACCCCUUGAGCUGGGGGUUAGCGGGGCUCUGUGUGUGUGUGUGAGGGAGAGAGAGAGAGGGAGAGAGAGGGAGAGAGGGGGGGAGGAACAGGGUUCAGGAUGGAAGCGAUGGCUCUCUAUUCGUUCCGAGCCACGGAGGGUGAUGAGCUCAGUUUCAACAAGGGAGACGUACUGAAGAUUAUCAACAUGGAGGAUGAUCCUAACUGGUACACAGCGGAGCUCAACAACAAGAAAGGAUAUGUUCCCAAAAACUACAUUAACCUCAAACCACACGCGUGGUUCGCUGGCCGUAUAUCCAGGGGGGUCUCAGAGGGCAGAUUGAGACAGAGAGACCGAGGAGCGUUCCUCGUCAGAGAGAGUGAGAGCGCUCCAGGGGAAUUCUCCAUGUCCGUCAGUUAUGGGGACCAUGUGCAGCACUUCAAGGUGCUCCAGGACAGGUCAGGACAGUACUUUGUUUGGGAGGAGAUGUUCUUCUCUCUGAACCAGAUGGUGGAGUUCUAUCAUAGCAACAGCAUCGCCAAGGAGGGAAUCGUCGUCCUACGAGACCCAGAACAAUGUGCCAGGCUCCCCCACCACGCCCACGCUCUGUUUGACUUCACCCCCCACCACCCCUCCCAGCUACGCUUCCUCCGCGGUGAUAUCAUCGACCUGCUCGACUGUUCUGAUUCGCUGCGCUGGAGAGGCCGUUGUCAUGGACGCGUCGGAUUCUUCCCCCCGGAGUAUGUCCAGGCCGUCUACCAAUGACCCCGCCCCCAUCUACAACGGACCCCGCCCCAUCUACAGCGAACCCCACCCCCAUCUACAAUGGACCCCGCCCCCAUCUACAACGGACCCCACCCCCAUCUGCCCCGCCCCAUCUACCAAUGACCCCGCCCCAUCUACAACGAACCCCGCCCCAUCUACCACUGCCCCACCCCCAUCUGCCCCUGCCCCCGCCCCAUCUACAACGAACCCCGCCCCAUCUACCACUGCCCCGCCCCAUAUAUCACUGACUUGUCAAUCAAACUACUGACUGAUAUUAAAAUGAGAGGAGAGACAGAGAGACUGGAGAGAGACUGGAGAGAGACUGGAGAGAGUGGAGAGAGACUGGAGAGAGACUGGAGAGAGACUGGAGAGAGUGGAGAGAGACUGGAGAGAGACUGGAGAGAGUGGAGAGAGACU
Molecule: messenger RNA, 1405 nt
Organism: Salmo salar (Atlantic salmon)
Lineage: Eukaryota; Metazoa; Chordata; Actinopteri; Salmoniformes; Salmonidae
Source: RefSeq, a predicted model, not a curated record